Molecule: messenger RNA, 4086 nt
Organism: Entelurus aequoreus (snake pipefish)
Lineage: Eukaryota; Metazoa; Chordata; Actinopteri; Syngnathiformes; Syngnathidae
Gene: cenpx
Product: centromere protein X
Exons: 5
Coding region: 81-326 (81 amino acids)
Biological process (GO): resolution of meiotic recombination intermediates; DNA repair; replication fork processing
Cellular component (GO): FANCM-MHF complex; Fanconi anaemia nuclear complex
Molecular function (GO): protein heterodimerization activity
Source: RefSeq, a predicted model, not a curated record
UCGCAAGUUGAUUGCGUCACAGGUCGUUCUCCAAUCACAGCGCCGAGCGCCAAGUUCCUGUAAAACAAAACAUCAACAACAUGGCGGAAAAAGACACGGAAAUUACAUUUAAGAAGGAUACAGUAAGCAAACUGUUAUCAAGCUGCUUCAAGGAGGACAAAACCAGAUUAAGUGGCGAGGCUGCACUGCUCAUGGCGGAUAUGCUGAGAAUAUUUAUUCAAGAAGCGGCUGUGCGAUCGAUGAAACAAGCUGGAAGUGAAGACUGUGACCAAGUGGGCAUCGAACACUUUGAAAAGAUCCUACCUCAGCUGCUGUUGGACUUCUAGCACACUGCUGCCACAAGAUGGUGCCAGAGCACUUCACUAGUGACUCCGGCCAUCCCCUUUUCUGUUGUCUUGUUUGUAAUUCUCCCUGACUGUAAUCACUGCAUUACAUGCCUUCCCUCGUAUUAGGUGAGUGUGUGAUUUUUUUACCCCCCCUUUCGAAGUGGAAAAACAGCCCCCAUUCCUGCGCCAAUAAGACCCACCUGUGCUCCUCUGCGCAACAACAGGUGCUUGCAGCAUGCUUCAUCAAAGCCUCCUGGAGCAGUUGGAAGCAAUUAGAGUAAUAAGGGGAGCAGGCAGUCUCUUAGAUGAUGACAAGUGCCAGGAGGGGGGAAAAAAAAGAAAAGAAGUACCCCCUCCGGCCACUUUGAAGUUCCCUUUUGCUGUCCUGCGAUGUUUAGUUAGAGGUGGAGGGAAGGCCAAAGGGGAGUUUUGGCACAGGAGGAACUUAGAAUGGGAGUGAGUAUGCGUGCACCAAUGCGUGUGCAUGUGUUAGCCAAACAAGGCAGAGAGACCACACGCGUAGAUAGAAAGGAAACGUAAGAAAACCCUUUGGAAGAUGGUCCAAGAGGAGCAGGGUGUAAUUCUGAAAGUAAAUAAACAAAAGAGGCGUGCAGAAGAGGUGCUGCUCCUCCUUUCAUCACUGUGGAAGAGGGGCGUCUCUAACCCGCGUGCUUCUAAUGGUUUUCCACAAGUGGUGUGUACCUUGACCCAUAUGUCUCCGUUAUGAGUCAGCAUAGCUGCACAACACCUCACACUAUUUAUUUGUGUGACGUGACUCACCGCUGCAUCGACAAACACAUCUGGAAGCAACUUGGUGCUAAAGGUUUCUAGCGCGGGCCCCUGGUGGGUGCUCAAAGACGCACCACCUGGAAUUCCACACCUUGUGUUGUGGAUUUCUCCGCUCUGGCCACAGCAGGCCUUGCAGGAGUGUUUGGUUUAAUGAGGGGGACUAUUGUCGGUCACUUCAUUGGGCGGCUUAUUAAUAUGCGGUGGCGUCCACAGCAACAAACCACCACUUAUCAUGCAGGCAACCUGCUUAUUGUGCUGAAGAACUACAACUUUUACGGCUUUGUUACCUCAUACUGACUCGUAAUCAGGAGGAUAUAACGUCAACAAAUAGAUAUGAAGUUUAUUUGGAGAUUUAAGUGUUGAAAGGGAAAAAAAGUUAACACUUGUUUAAGUCCCCAAGAUCUUCAGUGCUGAAUUUUGUUAAAAACUUAAAAUUAUGAAUUAUUGACCUAUUUAAGGCUCCAAUUAGUUCGCAUCAAAUAUUUAAGUGUUGAAAGUAAAAAUAAAUCAAUGCAUGACUUACUUUUAUGACUGUAACCCUUUUCGGGACCUGUAACAUUCACCACAUUUGGGAGAUUCCAAAGGUUUAACAUAGAACGCCAACGAAAGGUUGAUGUCUGACCAAGUUUCUUAAAUUUUUCACACCAAAAACCCAAAACCUGCCACACAGAUGUCACCGCUUUUGGUGUUGUUUUUUCUUUGGUUUAGUGUUUAUUUCUGUCUAGCGCUCUUUUGUUCCACUUCCUGUUUUGGUUUUUCCUGCAGUGACUUUACCCCUGCUUUUGAGUGCUAUUUUCCCUCACCUGUCCCUGAUUGCCCAUCAGAAGGGUUUAUUGACCAGCAUCGCUUGCCUCUGGACGCCGGUUCAUUGUCUUAUGUUUAUGUCUCACGUUGCCGUUUGCACGACCUGUAUCAUUUUCUUCUGCCUGGUCCUUGAUUAAAUGACCUUCCUAUCUGCACUUCGCAUCCUGGGGUCAAGCCAACAGCCAUGAGGCGCCACCCGGACAAUUAAAGAUGUCCAAAAAUUAUGGAAAUAAAGUCCUUAUUUUGCAGUUAAAAACAAAUUAUAAAAAGAAAGCUGAAAUAUGUGUUAAUGAAAAAAACAAAAAUGACCAAAUUUAUGUUUAUUAAGCUGAUAUGAAGGUUGUGUAUUUUCUUUAAGUAUACAGUAACUUUGUAACAUGCCUACAUAGGUUGGAAAUUACAUAACGCAAGGGUUCUUAACUUUUUAGGACUCAGGGGCUAACUUUUCCACUGAGAUAUAAACACUGAUUUAGUAAUCACACUCUUGAUUUUAAAUAAUAUUCAAUAAUUACAGUCUUCUGUAUCCAACCUACUUGCAGGAGAAAUGAUAUGAAGGCAUGUCUUAAUCACAAAUAUUAUCAAGGCUUGGGCCAGACUGCAUACGAAACAAAGACUAAUCAAAUAUUCUGCAAAAGAAAUGACACAAAAACUGAUGAAAAAUAUAUUAUCAUGCAAUUACUAUCUGUCUAUCUGGCGACUUGUCCAGGGAGUACCCCACCUACCGCCCGAAUGCAGCGACCCCCCGCAGCCCCGAAAGGGACAAGUGGUAGAAAAAUGGAUGGAUGGAUGGAAUUACGCUUUGCUAAAAUAUAGAAAUUCUAACUAAAUCAGUAAAUGAUAAUGUUUUGUAAAUAAACAGUCAAUAAAAUUUAAGUGCAAAUGAAAAUACAGGUUUGCCACUUAAGUCAUAAUUUUUAAAGUCAUAAACUUUUAUGACUUAAGCUCCAGGCUUCUUCUGUUUGUUUAAGAUUGUCAUUACUGCCACAAGUGGUGAAAAAGUGUAUUACAACUACGUACUGCAGUGGCCAAUACAGACUACAACUGAGAAACAGAUAUUUUUUGCAGCCCUCUAAGGGGCGCUCGUGGCCAAACAAUCAAUCAAUGUUUAUUUAUAUAGCCCUAAAUCACAAGUGUCUCAAAGGGCUGCACAAGCCACAACGACAUCCGCGGUACAGAGCCCACAUAAGGGCAAGGAAAAACUCACAACCCCAAUGGGACGUCGAUGUGAAUGAAUAUGAGAAACCUUGGAGAGGAGGGGAGACCGGAUGCAAUGGACGUCGAGUGGGUCUGACAUAAUAUUGUGAAAGUCCAGUCCAUAGUGGAUCUAACAUAACAGUGAGAGUCCAGUGUCCAAACAAUGGGCCCUGCCCUAUGGUUAAGAAACACUGACAUAAUGUAGAAUAACAAAAUGGCCCCAGCAUCCUCUGAUUUUUCACUAAAAGGCUCUCAGUGGAAAAAGUUUGCUGUAGAACUGCAUCCUGGUGACGUUAUGUACAAUCGUGCAACUUUUCUCCCUCUUACGCAUCUCCUUGGAAAAAAUGACAUGUCGAGGCAGCGGUAUUAAACAUGCGAAAGCAGUUGGGAAUGGGGAGGGGCAUCAGAAGGUAAAAUAAUGAUUUCAACUUUUUUAUUCUGGAUGGCAACAUGAAAGGCAAGGAGUGUCCGCCCAGACACUUUGGACAAGCUCCGAAAUGAGGCGGUUUCCGGUAGUCGAGACUGAUCUGCCUGGUCAUCAUUGCACAAUGACUAAUACAUUGAUUCUCAAACUGUGGUGCAGGCUCCAUUUAGUGGUAUGCCAAAUAACUUAAUCAAAUAUUCCAACACAUUGUUACUGUUAAAAAUGUGUGUAAUGCUACAGUGGCCAACAUAUUAAAUGUGUUUGUUAAAUAAAACCUCUGCCUUGUUUUUAAUGAAGUAUUCUAUGCCUACUAUACGCUACUGUAUUCUAUUGUUGCUCAUGGUGGUACUUGGAAAGCCAAGUGUUUUCUAAGGUGGGUCUUGGUAAAAAAAAAAAAAAAAGAAGCUGAUGAACAACUGGACAAAUACAUCAAAUACUGUUUGGAAAAUACCAAAAUACGUGCAUCGAGACCCCCUUUCUACUCCAUUUUGUCGAAACAUGCACCAGGCUGCCCAGUGCUAUUAUAUUUCUACUCAUAUUGCAUUACAA